Molecule: messenger RNA, 6277 nt
Organism: Temnothorax curvispinosus
Lineage: Eukaryota; Metazoa; Arthropoda; Insecta; Hymenoptera; Formicidae
Gene: MED14
Product: mediator of RNA polymerase II transcription subunit 14
Exons: 24
Coding region: 376-5067 (1563 amino acids)
Biological process (GO): regulation of transcription by RNA polymerase II
Cellular component (GO): core mediator complex; mediator complex
Molecular function (GO): transcription coregulator activity
Source: RefSeq, a predicted model, not a curated record
CUGUCUCGUGCCGUUUCGGGUCGUUUCUGCCGUACAAGUACCUUUGUACAUUUAUUUGGCUGUUAAACGGAUGUGCCAGUGAAUAUUGAUGUCGAGCGUGAUGGAAUUGAACGUACGUGCCACGAGGCUGUGACGGAAAGCGACUCGCUCUCGUUCUCCGCGCUGCGGAAUUGAUGGAAGCGUCGACUGCCACUUUCGAAUCGUGCUGGAUACCGUCAUUUAGGAGAGUGGAUACUUGUCUGCUAACCAGAAUUGAAAUGCUGAUCAACUAGUGGAAUAGAGGCGUGAAUGUAAUCUAUAAUAAAAAGAAAUUGAGAGGAGACAUCUACAGGUAUACAUCAAGUUGAAAUAUUUUGUAUCAAAAGCGAUACCAAAAUGGCGCCAGUACCUCUAGAGGGUCAUCAAACUCCUGUCACAAACAACAUACCACAGGAAGGCAAUCGUGGUGGAUCUAUAUCCUUAGGCAUGCUCAUAGAUUUUAUCAUACAACGAACGUAUCAUGAACUCACUGUUCUUGCCGAACUUCUACCUCGUAAAACGGACAUGGAACGCAAAAUUGAAAUUUACAAUUUUUCCGCUCGAACAAGGCAACUGUACGUUCGUUUGUUGGCACUGGUAAAAUGGGCGAAUAGCGCGUCUAAAGUGGAUAAAUCUACACAUAUAAUGGCGUUUUUAGAUAAGCAGUCAUUGCUUUUUGUCGAUACCGCGGAUAUGCUGGCGAGGAUGGCUCGUGAAACCUUGGUACACGCCAGACUUCCGAAUUUUCAUAUUCCCGCAGCCGUGGAAGUACUUACCACUGGGACAUACGGUAGAUUACCGGCUUGCAUUCGAGAGAGAAUAGUGCCUCCGGAUCCCAUCACUCCUUCAGAAAAGAGAAGCACGUUGCAGAGAUUGAAUCAGGUUAUUCAGCAUAGGUUGGUCACUGGAAAUUUGCUACCACAAAUGCGUAAUUUAAAGAUCGAGGCAGGAAGGGUGACGUUCCUGGUUGAGCAAGAGUUUUCGGUGUCUCUUACGGUUAUGGGUGAUGGGCCGACAGUACCGUGGAGAUUGUUAGAAUUGGAAAUUUUGGUUUCGGAUAGGGAGACUGGAGAUGGCAAGGCAUUGGUACAUCCUUUGCAAACUCGAUACGUACAUCAGGUUGUUCAAUCGCGAUUGGCUGAAAGUACUAAUCCACUAUCGGAGGUGUAUCAUAUCCUGCAUUAUUUUUGUCAGUCGUUACAAUUAGAAGUUUUAUAUUCUCAAACGUUAAGGCUGAUACGGGACAGAUUGGACGAUCAUAUUCACGUAGAUGAAUAUACACCUGGCAAAUGUCUUUCCAUAUCUUAUUGGAGGGAAUUAACGAGUAAGGAUCCACGAUCGGAGCUUGGAUAUAGAUUAACUGUUCAAGUGGAUCAACACGACCCUGCGAGACCCCUCGCAGUUGUGCAUAUCCCGUCGUUGGGUAGUAAGGAAAGCGAGAUAGCGCAUAGAGCCAUCAGGUCGGACCAAUUAUCGAUGGAAUGCUUACUCGUACACACUAUCUACAUCCGGACGCGAAGUCGUUUAUCUGAAUUGAAGCAAGAGCUACAAACGAUGCUGAAAGACGUUGAAUGUACCUUAGCGGGAUCUCCAGCUAUUCUAUCAGUACCUAUAUUGCAACCAUGUUUACGUGCUGAGCUUCUGUUAGUCACAGUCGACACUCAUACCGGUAUGCUACAGUGUCACGUCCCUCAAUACGACGCACCGCUUGUCCCAGAAUUAACAACGGCGCUGAACGGGGAUCAUUCGCGUCUUCCGACACUUAUCUCUGAACUGAGAUUUUGGAUAACGCAGAGACGUUGCGAGAAAACGUUGCAGCAUCUACCAGCCACCUCGCACGAACGUUUGCCUGUUUUGCAUCAUCCGGAUCAUCCUAUGUCUAAGAUUAGUCGACACCGGAUGUUCGUACAAUUGCACAGACAUCCUACAGUCAUAUUGAUUGUCGCGUUCAAAGAGAAAGAAAGCUCGCCAUGUGAAAUAGAAUGCUCCUUCUAUCUCGCUGUAGUGAAGCACAGUUCCAUCGAAGACGAUCCGCACGAUGAUAGCAUUGAAACAGAAAUACCAAAAAUGUAUCUGAAGGUCCAAAGCCUUAUUGAGUUUGAUACUUUUGUGAUUACACAUGGCCCGUUUACAAGUGUCGAUAGUGGGAAUAAUGAUCAAGAUGGGGGGUGCAUUACAGAAGUGGUGGAGACGACCAACAACAAACGUAGAAGCACCGGGGUCGGAGGAAGGACAGACGCGGUAGGAACGCCACAGAAUAGAAGACCAAAGCAUCCGGCUUACUUUAUUCCGGAGUUGGCGCAUGUCGUCGCUUUGUGCGACGAGCGAAUACCGUUCGUAACUCUGGCUCAAGAACUUACUAGACGAGAGAUAGCCCAUCAAGGUCUCCAGGUUGAGGCGAAUGCCACGGCAUUGGUGCUCAAACUUGUUCAAUUGCCUCCGCCUUUGCCGAGCAUGACUACGAGCAGUGCUUGGCACGCUCUUCUUAAAAGACUCCUGAGUGUCUCGAUUAGAGUUCAGGGCAAGGGCAUGGCUAAAACUUGGACAGUGGAAUUUGUAUUUUUUGGUAGUCCUCUUUCCAGCAGUCAUUCCAAAGAACAAGGUUUGCGAAGACCAGUUUAUUUUCAAUACGAAAUGGGUAUGGCCGAUACCGUCUCCCGCACUGUAGAUGCCUUAUUAAACGAUUGGGCACAAAUAGUGCAUUUGUAUUCGAUUGUUCAAGAUUUAGCUGAAUAUUUCAAAAUGGAGAAAUACAACUUACGCAACAUGGUUAGCAUUAAGUCUUAUAGUUAUAGCAAGCUGGUUCUUGCGUAUGGUCCAAAUCAAGGUGCAACUGUCACCGUACAGUGGAGUACAAACGACAAGGCUUUUAAGAUGGUAUUUGGUAGGAGUCCGACGAAUCCGGUGACCAACGCGCAUUCUAUAAUGAAGGAACAACUAGAAGCUCAUUUGAAUAGACACACGAAUUUGGCACAAAUUAUUCACAUACUUAACGAAACGCUUCAGCCGCUCACGUCGAUCAAUAAAUUACCAUCAAUCCCACAGUUAUGCGUGCAUGCGGUAAGUGCACGCGCUCACCCGCCUUUUUUCGGUUCCGAUUUACGGCUAAAUUCCCCUCUACAGAGACCACGAGUGCCAGUACAAACGUUUACUAUAAUGCCACAAUGUGUCACUUUAGUAAGGAUAGCGUAUCAAGGGAUGUAUUGUUUGGAAUUGCGUAUGCGCGGCGGGGGUUUGGUAAGCUUGCGCGACGGUGCUUACAGUCGUUUCGACAGAAGUAAUGUCGUUGACGAGUUCACGCCUACGCAAGGCUUAAAGGCAUUCUUAUCGAAAUAUGUCGACGAGAAUGCGGUAUCUAGAAGGAGAUCGCAAUCGGAGGACGAUAAUCCACCGUCGCCUGUCACUAUGGACAGCGACGGUACUGGAGGCAACGUGGGCUUCUUAGGGCAUCAUAGAAGCGGGCCCCAAUCGCCCGCCCAACAACGCGAAGGUCUGAGAUUUCAUCCACCGCUGACACCACCGUCUGGUAGCAAUCCUCACACACCGGCUAGUCCUCAUACUGCAAAUAUAUCCCAAGCAAAUCAACACCAAAGUUUCGGAAGCAGUCCUGCAACUUCGUUUAAUUUAGCAUCUCCGCCGUCAUUACCGCCAAAUACACCCAAUAUGUUACCACAUCCGUCUCCUGGAUCGGGACUCGUUGCGAAUAGUCCUCUAAAUCCGAUGCACGUUCCCAGUCCGGCUGGCCUCAUGCCGACAUCAUCGCCUGGACCUUGCAGUAAUGUUCAAGUAGGACAUUCUCCUGCUGGUUCGUUCAUGCAAACAGGUCAUAUCGACGGUAGUCCUUUCCCGGCCUCUCAAAGCAUGGCUUCUCCGGCUGCUUCCAACUGGCCUGGAUCUCCGAGUGUACCGAGGCCUUCCCCCGCGAGACCCGGACAGAACCCAAGUCACGCGGCGUUGCAUAGCCCGCAAGCCUCCGAUCACAAGACUGGUAGUCAUAUAUCCAGGGUAUUACCGCAGAGAUCCUGGGCAGGUGCCGUGCCGACGCUUCUCACGCACGAAGCCCUAGAACUGCUUUGCUGCCCGUCAAUCCAUCCGUCCAACUUGCCGGGUCCGGAUAUGUCGCCGCUCGAGAGAUUUCUGGGCUGCGUCUACAUGCGAAGACAGUUGCAACGUUUCAUCCAGAUGGAUGAUUGCUUAACCGGUAUCAGUGCCGAGCCCGGUGUGGUACACUUCAAAGCCGAGAGCUUGCAAUGCAGAGUCGGAUUAAAUCCGCAACAUUUCCAAUCUCUUCACAUAAAGGUUCUCUCUCUUCCGGAGUAUAAAGAUCAAUGGAGUCUGGAAGAGUUACAGAUUAUUGAGAAGUUCUUCGACAAUCGAGUAGCCGCCCCACCUUAUAAACACAACACCCUGUCUGGUUUCGGGAGGAUGCUUAACGUGCGUUUUAAAGUGUUGAAGGACUUCGUGCAGAUAAUGAAGCUGGAGCUAGUUCCCGGUCUCGUACAGCAGCAGCAGUUAAAGUGGUCUGUCCAGCUGUGUUUGCGCAUCCCGCCUUCCGCUGGGCCAAUCGUGCCCCCCGGCACGGAGGGCGUACACGUUUGCAGGAGCAAAAUCCUAUUUUUCUUGCAAAUAACGAGAAUGGGUAUACCGUAUCAAGGAGAGACGCCAUCCUUGGUGCUGCCGUUCGUGUACGACGUAACUACGAAUUUAACGCAACUGGCUGAGAGACGAGAUCUUAGCCCUCCUCCCACGGCGCUUACGGCGGCAUCCAUGCAGCUGAAGAGAUUCGCCGAGUACGGCGCGAAUCAGUCGGAGUGCUCGUUGUUCCCCGCUGUACGGGACCUGUUAGCUAAUUUCACAUUGCCGACGGAACCGCAAGUUAUGCCACAGGUUGGCCCGCCCCCUGCGGGAAAUCAAGUGCCCACCCAGCAGAUCCAGAACACGACGAUGCAGAUGCAUUCGCCUAUGGCAGGCGGCCAAGGUCCGCCGCAGGGACCAUACGGAAUCCAAGGCAUGCAGCCGAUGGGCAUGAUGGGCGGGCCGCCUCAAUAGGACUUGCUUUACUCUCCUAAUCCCCUUUGUCUGCCGAGUCAUUCAACGUGGAUGAACUAGAAAUGUAAACCUCGAAGAAUUCGCGAGACAAUUCGCCCGUGCUAUUCUAACAUUAGAGGAUUUACAUUUUAUGGGGUAUCUUAGGAGAGAAAAAGCUGUGACAUUCGCUGCGUUUAAUCCAACGAAAAAAAAUGGACUGAUAAAAGAAGAGAUAUUACGAAACGUUCCCUGUGUGAGUGACAAUCUCUGAUAUCUGAGUUUGGUACUGUAAAUACGCGCUUUGUAUUUUAACAACGCUAUCAGCAAACUCUACCACUAAAGCAAAUAUGCUAAAACGAAUGUAUAAAAUGUAUCAUAAGAAUUAGGUCAUAUAAGAAUUAUAUUAGAUUAUAUCAUUCGACGUAGCUUAAUUUAAUUUAACGGAAAAUUACUACAGCUGUAACUGUACUUGCCAGCGACAAUUCCUUUAUAUUUACAUUCUGCUUCAUGUAAAAUUAUAUUCUCCACUGGAAAUUAUCUAUAUACAAUUAUACAAGUAUAGAAUACAAAUCUAUAGAGGCAAGUAUCUUUUUUAUAACAUAUGAACAAUAUAUAAAUGUGAAUACGAAAUAAUGAAAUUUAUGACAUUGUUGCAAAUAAAAGGCAUUAUAGAUAUGCGAAAAAAAUGUAAAAAUGUUUAUAAGUAUAUUUCUUAGAUGUAUUUAGUUCGCAUACAGUAGCGAGUACGCAUACUGCGCUUUCGAAUAUAUGUGAACAACGAUUUUAUCAGACGUACAGUUUUUAUACACACACACACACACACACAUAUAUAAAAGUUGCGUUAUUUUAUAAUCAGCAUAUUUGACAAAAUAAGCUGUUGGAUAUCUAAAAUGUUUUUGUGUCAAAUUAAUUUAAAUAUAUAUAUGUGUCCACAUUUGUAAUCGAUUGAUUCUUGAUAUGUUUCCGUAAUGAAUCGAUAGAAGAAAAUAAUUCGCAUUACACAUUUUAUCUGGCAUUUAUGAAUAAUAUAUAUAAAAUUUUUAUUUUGGUUCUGUGUGUAUACAGCUUCUUUCUUUUUUUACAAAAAACAUAUAAUACUCUUAACAAAAAUCAAUCGUACUAUAUUCUUAAUAUAUGCAAUUGUACAGUACUCAUAGUUAAUAAUAAUGUAUUGGAAUACAACUGUAUAUCAAUAAUCGCAUCUCAAAUAUAUACACUUUUAGGUCAGGUA